AUGAACUUCUGUCGUCGGCAACUUGUUUCAAUUUGGCUGAAAGGCGAGAAACACAGUGAUGUAUCUAAUUUAAUCUAUCUAUCUAUCUAUCUAUCUAUCUAUCUAUCUAUCUAUCUAUCUAUCUAUCUAAAUAUGUUUUUUUGUUCAUCACUUUCAUUCUUCAAGUUUCUUGAUUUUUCCUUUCAUUCUAUUUUUCUUUUUCUUCCUCAUUUGUUAAGUUUCUUCAUUUUCUCUUUCUUUCUAUUUUUCUCUUUCAUUUUUAAUGUUUUUUUUAUUUUCUCUUUCUUUUAUUUUUUGUUUCUUCCUUUUUUCCUUUCUUUCUAUUUUCCUUUUUCUCCUUCAUUUUUAAUGUUUCUUCAUUUUUCUUUCUUUCUAUUUUCCUUUUUCUCCUUCAUUUUUAAUGUUACUUCAUUUUUCUUUCUUUCUAUUUUUCCUUUUUCUCCUACAUUUUUAAUGUUUCUUCAUUUUUCUUUCUUUCUAUUUUUCCUUUUUCUCUUUCUUUAUUUUCCUUUCUUUCUAUCUUUCCUUUUUCUCUUUCAUUUUUUAUGCGUCUUCAUUUUUUCUUUCUAUUUUUUCUUUUUUCCUUCAUUUUUUUAUUUUUUAUUUUUCCUUUCUUUCUUUUUCACUUUUUCUUCUUCAUUUUUUUCUUUCUUUCUAUUUUCCUUUUUUUCUUCAUUUUUUAUUUUUCUUGAUUUUUCCAUUCUUUCUAUUUUUUCCUUUUUCUUCUUCAUUUUUAUGUUUCUUUAUUUUUUCCUUUUUUCUAUUUUAUCUUUUUCUUUUUUCAUUUUUCUUCCUCAUUUUUAUGUUUUGUUUUAUUUUUCUUUCUUUCUAGUUUUUCUUUUUUCUUCUAAAUUUUACAGAUUUUUUUUUCAAUCCAUGCUUAUUCGUUCUCUUUUUCUUUCAUGUUAUUUUCUUUUUAGUCUUUUCAGAUUUUACUUCCAUCCAUCAUUAUUCACACUCGUUUUUGUUUUUCUUUUACUUGUCUUUUUCUUCUUUUACUCUUUCGCUUUCCCUACGCAUCUCGCUUGA
Messenger RNA from Acanthosepion pharaonis, 1029 nucleotides. The record is from the annotation of a GenBank genome assembly. Lineage: Eukaryota; Metazoa; Mollusca; Cephalopoda; Sepiida; Sepiidae.